CAGAAGGAGGGAGCUGCAGCCAUCAGCUCCCACUCCUGCAGCUCCUGCACAUCCAGGACCUGCUCCCAGGAGGUGCCAUGGAGGGAGAGGAGGAUCAUCAGCAGAGCGUGGUGAAGCUGGUGGCUGUGUUUGAAGAGCACUGCAGGGACAGCAAAUUUGCCUGGAGGGAGAAGCAGGCUCUGCACAGCCAGACCACUGCUGCAGCCAAGCAGCCCCAGCAGCUUCCAGCAUCUCCUGCCUGCCAGAGCCUCUUCCCGAGGGCUGCAGGGCUCCAAGGGGAGCAGGAGCAGGAGGAGGACGAGGAGCAGCGAGGUCAGCGUGGACUCAGCUUCAAGUGCCUCCGUUCCUUGCGACACAAAAUCCGUGAGGACAACUGGAGGAGGCCCCAGGGCCCAGGGCUGGAGCCUGGCAGGGAGGAACCAGAGGAAAAGAAAAUCGCUCUGGAGCUGCUGGAGACAGAGCAGGCUUAUGUCAACCGCCUCCACCUCCUCGACCAGGUGUUCUAUGCAGAGCUGAUGAAAGAAGCCAAAACUGGGAAGACGGUCCCAGAGGAGGUGGUGAAAAUGAUCUUCUCCAACAUCUCCUCCAUCUACCAGUUCCACUCCGAGUUCUUCCUGCCAGAGCUGCGGAAGCGCAUGGAGGACUGGAACUGCAACCCCCGGAUUGGGGAUGUGAUCCAGAAACUGGCACCGUUCCUCAAGAUGUAUGGAGAGUACGUGAAGAACUUCGACAAGGCCGUGGAGCUCAUCACUGCCUGGUCAGAGAAAUCCCCUCCCUUCCAGGAGCUCAUUGCUGACAUCCAGAAGAGGAAGGUCUGUGCUAAUCUAACGCUGCAGCACCACAUGCUGGAGCCCGUGCAGAGGAUCCCGCGCUACGAGCUCCUCCUGAAGGAUUAUGUGCGCAAACUGCCGCCUGAGUCGCCCGACCGGGGCGAUGCCCAGAAGGCCCUGGAGAUGAUCUUUAUGGUGGCCAAGCACUCCAACGCAGCCAUUGCCGAGAUGGAACGGCUGCAGAACCUCUGGGGGGUCUAUCAGCGGCUGGGCCUGGAGGAUGACAUUGUGGAUCCCUCCAACCAGCUGAUCAAGGAGGGACCCAUCCAAAAAGUCUCCACCCGCAACAACAGCACGUCGGAGAAGUACCUGUUCCUGUUCAACAACAUGCUGCUGUACUGCGUGCCCAAGGUCAUCCAGGUGGGCGCUGAGUUCCAGGUCCGCCUCCGCAUGGACGUGGAUGGCAUGAAGGUGUGGGAGCUGAAGGACACAGAGUUCCCUCACACCUUCCUGGUCUCGGGAAAGCAGCGGACGCUGCAGCUGCAGGCCAGGUCUGGAGAGGAGCUGGACGCCUGGAUCAAGGCCUUCCAAGAUGCCAUUGGCAGGAAGGAGAAGAGGAGUGAGACCUUUAAGGCAGCAGUACAGGGACUGGAGACAGACACCCCUGCACUGAAGACGGAGGAGCUGGGCCGCCGAGCUCCGCAGUGGGUGCGGGACAACCUGGUGACCAUGUGCAUGCGCUGCAGGGAGCCCUUCAACGCCAUCACACGCCGGAGACACCACUGCCGAGCCUGUGGAUAUGUGGUGUGUGCUCGCUGCUCUGACCACAGGGCCGAGCUGCAGUACGAUGGGAACCGCCUGAACCGCGUCUGCCAGGAGUGUUACAUCUUCCUGACGGGCCACACGGUGCUCGAGGGCCGGGAGGGGAAGCACAAAGGCAUCCUGGAGAAAGGAGCUGCAGAGGUGUCAAGCAGGAGUUUGCUCUGCAGUUCCCUGCAGCUGCUGGACAAGAACGGCAAGGGGGGGACGCGGGGCUGGUUUGUGAUCCCCCAGGAUGAUCCCCUCGUGCUGUACAUCUACGCAGCCCCCCAGGACGUGCGAGCCCACACCUCCAUCCCCCUGCUGGGCUACGAGGUGAAGGACCUGCCCCAGAGCGACUCCCGCCACCUCUUCCAGCUGGCGCAGUCCGGGCAGGUUUACACCUUCCUGGCCGACACCGAGGAGCUGAAGCGGUGCUGGAUGAGGGCCAUGGCACGCUCUGCCGCAGGGAUCACACCCCCAGAGGAGGAGGAGGAGGAUGCAAACCCCUGCGACAAAGCAGAAUGAGGCCGUUCCCACCCCUGGGCUGCCUGGGGAGUCACCUCCCCAGCCUGCCCUCGGCUUCAUGCAGACCCCUGACAUCUCUGCAGUUUGCGUUUUCAUCAUGAAAAGGACAAGCUGGAGGGGUACAUUUGCCACCGCACAGAUUCCCCUUCCCCUCCGUCCUUGCUCUCCGCGCUGGACGGAGAUGAGGUGGAAGGAGAUGGGGGUGGAUUUUGGGGCGGCCUCGCCCCUGCAGCCCUCCCCGGCCGCCGUGCAGUACCGCCGGUGGCCACGCGAGGGCAGCACCGCCCCGUCCUUGCUCCAUCCCCGCUCCGGGGAUGCCCGGAGUCCUGAAAUCCGUGGAAUUGGGAUUGCUGAGAUAAAUCCCGCCCGCGACCCCUCUCUGCGGUCCAUGCAGCCUUUUUUGGGGGGUGUAUUUCCCAUGGGAUUGUCCCUGUGGCUCCACAUUGCCGUACCUGUCACCAGCCCUGAUCUGACGCCCUGCAGGGCCCCGGUUUGUGGCUCACCCGCACAGCUCAGGGACCCCAGGGCUGGGUUCUGGA
Molecule: messenger RNA, 2635 nt
Organism: Myiozetetes cayanensis
Lineage: Eukaryota; Metazoa; Chordata; Aves; Passeriformes; Tyrannidae
Gene: FGD2
Product: FYVE, RhoGEF and PH domain containing 2
Exons: 16
Coding region: 78-2096 (672 amino acids)
Biological process (GO): cytoskeleton organization; filopodium assembly
Cellular component (GO): cytoplasm
Molecular function (GO): guanyl-nucleotide exchange factor activity; metal ion binding
Source: RefSeq, a predicted model, not a curated record